Salvelinus fontinalis (brook trout) is the source of this 1677-nucleotide messenger RNA. RefSeq names its product basic proline-rich protein-like. The transcript has 3 exons. Bases 1 to 1677 code for a protein of 558 amino acids. NCBI's taxonomy places the organism in Eukaryota, Metazoa, Chordata, Actinopteri, Salmoniformes, Salmonidae. The record is from RefSeq and is a predicted model, not a curated record.
AUGGCUGCAGCCUGUGCCAGGCUGUCACCCCAGCUGACAGAGUUCCCAGCGCAGCGUGUCGCCUCGUCCCCCGCCCCCCCCGGCGGCCCUGGCCUGUCCUCUGACUGCUGCGAGCUCCUGAACCACUCCACCACAUCCUGCUACUGCGGAGCACUCCACUCAUCCCAGCCCAUCUCCACCCAUCCCAGCCCAGCCCAUCCCCGGCCAGCCCAGCCCCCACCCACCCAUCCCAGCCCAGCCCAUCCCAUCCCAUCCCAGCCCAGCCCAGCCCAGCCCAUCCCAGCCCAUCCCCGCCCAUCCCAGCCCAUCCCCGCCCAUCCCAGCCUAUCCCAGCCCAGCCCAGCCCAUCCCAGCCCAUCCCAGCCCAGCCCAUCCCCGGCCAGCCCAGCCCACCCCCACCCAUCCCAGCCCAUCCCAUCCCAUCGCAUCCCCGCCCAUCCCAACCCAGCCCAUCCCAGCCCAGCCCAUCCCAACCCAUCCCAGCCCAUCCCAGGCCAUCCCAUCCCAGGCCGUCCCAGCCCAUCCCAGCCCAGCCCAUCCCAGGCCAUCCCAUCCCAGCCCAUCCCAGCCCAUCCCCGCCCAUCCCAGCCUAUCCCAGCCCAGCCCAGCCCAUCCCAGCCCAUCCCAGCCCAGCCCAUCCCCGGCCAGCCCAGCCCACCCCCACCCAUCCCAUCCCAGCCCAUCCCCGCCCAUCCCAGCCCAUCCCAGCCCAGCCCAUCCCAGCCCAGCACAUCCCAGGCCAUCCCCGCCCAUCCCAGCCCAGCCCAUCCCAGCCCAUCCCAGGCCAUCCCAGCCCAGCCCAUCCCAGCCCAUCCCAGGCCAUCCCAGCCCAGCCCAUCCCAGCCCAUCCCAGCCCAUCCCCACCCAUCUCAGCCCAUCCCAGGCCACCCCCACCCAUCGCAGCCCAUCCCAGCCCAUCCCAGCCCAUCCCCACUCAAGCCCAGCCCAGCCCAGCCCCGCCCAUCCCAGCCUAUCCCAGCCCAGCCCAGCCCAUCCCAGCCCAUCCCAGCCCAGCCCAUCCCCGGCCAGCCCAGCCCACCCCCACCCAUCCCAGCCCAUCCCAUCCCAUCCCAUCGCAUCCCCGCCCAUCCCAACCCAGCCCAUCCCAGCCCAGCCCAUCCCAACCCAUCCCAUCCCAUCCCAGGCCAUCCCAUCCCAGGCCGUCCCAGCCCAUCCCAGCCCAGCCCAUCCCAGCCCAUCCCAGCCCAUCCCAGGCCAUCCCAUCCCAGCCCAUCCCAGCCCAUCCCCGCCCAUCCCAGCCUAUCCCAGCCCAGCCCAGCCCAUCCCAGCCCAUCCCAGCCCAGCCCAUCCCCGGCCAGCCCAGCCCACCCCCACCCAUCCCAUCCCAGCCCAUCCCCGCCCAUCCCAGCCCAUCCCAGCCCAGCCCAUCCCAGCCCAGCACAUCCCAGGCCAUCCCCGCCCAUCCCAGCCCAGCCCAUCCCAGCCCAUCCCAGGCCAUCCCAGCCCAGCCCAUCCCAGCCCAUCCCAGGCCAUCCCAGCCCAGCCCAUCCCAGCCCAUCCCAGCCCAUCCCCACCCAUCUCAGCCCAUCCCAGGCCACCCCCACCCAUCGCAGCCCAUCCCAGCCCAUCCCAGCCCAUCCCCACUCAAGGUCAUUUGUCACCCUCAACAAAGGACACAAUCCCUCUCCGUCUCUGGUUGAGUAUAACACAAGUUAA